ACUCCGUUACGGUUACUUGGAUUUCGAUACGGUCGUGAAUGAAUUCUCCGAGUGAGCCGCAUAUUUACGCGUGUACAAUUCGCAAAAUGUAUUGGUGCCAUUCUUAAAUACACUUUCGUAAAUACAACAAUAAUAACGUGAUAUUUAAGUGAAAUAAUUUGGAUUACCGUCAAAUUUGUGUCGCAAUAAAAUCACGGUAUCAAAGCAGUAAUAAUCAAAGACAUUUAACCAGUAUUGACGUAUAUUCUGAUAUUCGUAUUCAUAUUCAGUUCAUAAGACUAUUACCAUCUAUCAAUAAAAAAUGAGAGGUGAACUCCAUCGGUAACCGUCCGAAUGAACUGCUGUAUCUGACGCGGGGGAAUGGUGUAUUGUCGCGAGCCCUUGCCGCUAACGAUGGACAAUCGUGACGCGAAGACGCGGCUGGUGUGCGCGCUGCUGUUCGUGUUCGUGUGUUGCGGCGAACAAAUCACUGCCGAUUUCGACGUCGGCGGUGGCGGAGUACAAGCUGACAACGAUGACGUUAGAGGCGGUUCGCGCGAGGCGGUAGUUGACAGCAGCAGGAAGCAGAGAGUGCACCACCACAAACGCCAUUUGUCGAGAUCUUCAUCGGCGGUCGACUAUGCCCCGGGGAACGCACUGAUUAACGAGCUCGGAAAUCCGGACAACAUGUUCGUCACCGAGAACGGCACCGUUGUCACGUCACAGAUCGGCGGCACCGCAAUUCUCCCAUGCGCCACCGUAAAACCCGGAACGGCCACGGUGUCUUGGGUCAGACGGAUAGACUAUACAAUUCUAACAAUAGGGACGAGAAGUUAUAGCAGCGACAAAAGGUUUUACGUUGACCACACCAGACAUUUAAAGACAUGGAAUCUAGAAAUAACACCAGUGGAAGCAUCAGAUGCGGGUUUGUACGAAUGUCGUAUAGCCACACAUCCAACAACCAGCAAUUUUGUACAUUUAAAAGUCACAGAGGCCAGAGCGGAAAUCCUCGGCUCACCGGACCUGUAUAUUAUGAGCGGCAGCAGCUUAAGACUGGUGUGCCGGCUACAGGGGUCAACGCAAGCCCCGCUGUUCGUGUUCUGGUACCAUUCCGAUCGGAUGAUCAAUUUUGACACGGAUCGGGGCCUGGUCGUGCACAUCAAUAGCACGGAAAGCGACCUGAUUAUGCCGUACACAAAUACGUCGGACAGCGGCAAUUACACAUGUCAACCACAAAACAUAUCGCCGGCCACGAUUCAUGUGCACGUGCUUCAAUCUGAAGUACCGGCGGCCAUGCAACACGGGGUCCGUAGCUCGACUUCGGGGUCAUUCGCCAUCUCCAACUGUGCUAUGUUUACAAUAAUCUAUAUGCUUUUGCAAAUGUUAAGCUAAAAUGGACUGGAAUUUAGUGGGUCUUAACUACUAUUAUAUACAAUAUAUUAUAUAUUAUAAUUUUCCAUCAUAUUAAUAAUAAUUAUAUAUAUUUUGUCUUCAAUGUAAAUAAUACAAUGGUUACGAUUUAUUAUAUUAUAAUGACUUCGCUAUCAUAUUAUACUAAUCGAUGUGUAAGAAUAUACAAAUAUAGAAAGAAAAAAAAAGGAAAUAAUUAUUAUUAUCAGUUUUUUUGUGUACGUUUAAUAAUAUUAUAUUUUGUCAAAAGGCCAGUGUGAAUUAUUAUAGCUUUUAAGUUUUGUUGAACUUAAUUUUUUCGUGUUGUUAAAUGUAAAGAAAUGUAAAAAAUAUUUAUGUUUAUAGAAGUUUUGUGAACGACUAUUCGUUUCGAUAAAUUCCGAAGAAAUUUUUACUAAAUAUCAAUAAAACAAAGAAAAAGUAAUUUUUCUUUUUUUUAAUCAAUGUGUGUAAUAUAUUAUUUAAUACUGUUUAUAUGUCACUUAUACGUUUGGUACGUAAUCAUAUCACAUAUUUAUUUAAAUAUUAUUGUCACAUGAAUAACAGCCAAUAAGUAUGGUGAGUUACUUGAAAAAAUGAAACAACAAUUUUAAAUAUUUAUUCAACUAUUUUUAAACUUAAAAAUAAUUUUAAUUUAUAUUUCAAUUUAUGAAAUUCUAAUAAAUAAAAUUUAUAUUUUUAUUUAUUGAUCAUACUCCAUAAUAUUGUAAAUUAAAAAUAUUAAUUAAUAUAUCAUAAUAUAAAAAAAAAAAAUUAUUUUUAGAAUUUCAAAUAAGCAGUAAGAUCAGACAAUAUUGCAGUAUUCUCCAUAAAUGUGAAAAAAAAAAAAUAAUCAAUUUACACAGAAUCAAAAACAUUAUUGUUAAAACAUCCGUUGUUAAGUUCAUUAGAUACUGUAUCGUAACUUAAAAGUUAGAACUAUUAUUAAUCAUAAGCAUGAAACUUUAACUUACAUUUAACUGAAGUAAAUUAUUUAACGUAACGGUAAGGCUGUACAUUAUAAUAUUAUUAAUAUUAUGUUUUUAGUUUCAUCAUAAAAGACUGCGAAAUUGUUUUGUUUCAAUACAGUUUUUGACUGGUGGCUAACAAUAAUAUUCCACACAUACCAAACAAAUACAUAGUUUGUUGUCUGAAAAUUGUUCGAAGGGUUUGUAUAUUUCCAUGAUAUCCGUAUGUAAACAGUCUUAAUCAAUUUUGUGUUCAUUUGAUACGGUUUUAAUUAAAUCAUGCUUCCAGUAUCAAAUAUUCAACAUAUUUAUCAAAAUAUUUUUCACACUUUUACAAGAAUUCCACAUACAUUCUCUACACUUCACCUAUAUAGUAUAUAUCUCAAAAAUAUUAUAUCCACUAAAAUAACUCGAUCGAUUCGUUUUUGGUUUGCAGUUCAAUUUUUUCAUCAUGACUAAUUAUAUUCAUAUUUUACGUACAAUAUUUUGAGACAAACACAGUUACUUAGAUAAAAAAAACAGUUUGUCAUUCGACUGCAAUCAUAAUAAUAUUGUAAAUUCAAAAAACUGUAAUGUAUUAUUUGAGUUUGCAUCAUUACAAAAAUCGUAUCAAAUAUUAUUAUUAUUUUUUUUAAUUUAUAAAUUUACCGUUGACUUCAAUACACAUGGUACAAUAUAAUUUAUUUUAAUUUGUAUGUUUGAUACAUUUCAUCAACUAUUGUAUGUACACAUAAAUUACACUCCACGUCGUAUACGUUCAAUUGAUCGUGACACAGGUCUCGAAUAAUAAGUUUCAAUGUUAUUAUUAUUAUUUUUUAGUUAUUAAACAUUUAGCAUUAUUGAAAAUUCUAUCAUUUAUUUUUAUGAUCAUAAAGAUUACGUUGUAUCAGUAUGAAUUUAUUUGAUAACAUUUUCUCGCCUCGAAGAAUAGAUGACAAAUUAUUUAAAAAAAAAUAUUUAAUAUUAUACGACUUUUUACGUACAAAUGAUUAAAUCAUUAUCGAGUUAUCUAGUCAGCUCUCUAGUAAAGCUCCAGUGAGAUAUUAUGUUGCACAGGAAAACGUAUUUAAUGAAUAAUGCACGUCAUGUUAAAAAGAGGGAGCAACGCGUAAAUAAAUAAAGUUUAACGGUAAGGACAUUAUUAAAUUUACCGAUAGUCAAUAUAUUCAUAGAAUAAUUGUCUUGAGUUUAUUUUCAGUCGGAAAGAAUGUAUAAUGAUGUAAAAAUAAAAAUACGCAUCACGGGCAUUAGCUGUAAACGAAAUGUAUACGCGUCGAAUCGAUUGGUUAAGACUUAGGACCUUAACGCACCCCGUGGAAGUCGUUUGAAUAUAUGUUAUCUUUCUUUAGUGGCUGGCAUCCAAAAUAGUUAAAAAAUUAAGAUAAUAUGUAUACAAAACUUCGCAAAGACAAAAAACAGUUUUUUUUAAAAACAUAAUGCGCGUUUAAUAACGCUAAGUGGAGUCGUUAUUCGAUUUUCUGGUUACAAGACGACUAAACAUCGACAACUAAAAUAUACAUUUGCGUGUAAUUUAUCUGUACGUAUAAUAAUAUAUGAAACGCUUCUAUAAUAAUACUGCAAUAUUGUAUAGUAGUUAUUAUUAUAACAAAACGUUGCGCAAACCGACAGUAAAAAAAUGAAAAAAAAUAAUGACUGUAUUUUAUGAUUACUUAAGUCAAAUAAUCUUCCGGGACAGUGUUUCGAUAUUUUUCGGAUACAAUAUACGCGCCUCCGCUUAAACACAGACAUAAACAUGUACGUACUUUUAAACGGUAAAAGAACAAUGUAAUUAUUAAAUGUAAACAUUGUGUUAUAUUAAAAUUUAUUAUUAUUAUUAUUAUUAUAAUCUUAUAAUAUAAUUAUGAUAUGUUUUUUUUUUUUUUAAUUUUCGAUUGUGUGGAAAACAAUGUACAAAUUUCAUUCCAUUGUAAGUAUUAUGUACAAAUAUUUUUUUCUUUUUUUUUAUAUUACAUUACGGGGGAAAAAUUCAUCAAUGUCCGGGUUUUAUUUACUAUUAUUAUUAUUAAUUACCUAUACAUACUACAUGGUUUCAAAAAUAAAAUUUAGUACGGUAAUAUCUUUAUGAGAUACUUUAUGUUAUGCAUGUGUUAUUAUUACUACUUUUUAAUCAAUUAAAGUUUGUUUCAUAGCAGUAAAAAAUAAUCUCGAUGAGAAACUUCAAAAUAUUAUUGCCUUGUGACGUUGGUAAAAAAACAUAAUAUUUUAGCAUAUUUGGUUAUAGCUAAUAAUAUAGCACAACAUAGUGCUGGUUUAGGCCGAUAUAAUCAUUAUAAUAUUAUUUAUUGUAAGCCUGAAAACAUUGUACAUCGAAUCGAGACGGUACUUUUUUAUUUUUGUGUAAAUUAUUACAAUUUUGUUGGAUUUUUAUUUAUAUCAUGUGAAAAUAAAAUAAAUUAUGUUAAAAUGAA
This is a messenger RNA of Rhopalosiphum padi (bird cherry-oat aphid), 4765 nucleotides long. RefSeq lists its product as uncharacterized. NCBI's taxonomy places the organism in Eukaryota, Metazoa, Arthropoda, Insecta, Hemiptera, Aphididae. The record is from RefSeq and is a predicted model, not a curated record. Gene Ontology annotation, cellular component: neuron projection membrane. Gene Ontology annotation, biological process: synapse organization.